Molecule: messenger RNA, 4127 nt
Organism: Portunus trituberculatus (swimming crab)
Lineage: Eukaryota; Metazoa; Arthropoda; Malacostraca; Decapoda; Portunidae
Gene: Lim1
Product: LIM/homeobox protein Lhx1-like
Exons: 7
Coding region: 152-1396 (414 amino acids)
Biological process (GO): regulation of transcription by RNA polymerase II; neuron differentiation
Cellular component (GO): nucleus
Molecular function (GO): DNA-binding transcription factor activity, RNA polymerase II-specific; RNA polymerase II transcription regulatory region sequence-specific DNA binding
Source: RefSeq, a predicted model, not a curated record
GUGUGCCUCUCACUGCCCGCCAGAAAGGAGUUGUGUGCUGCGCUGCGCUGCGCCGUGACAUUCGAUAUCUGUGUGAGCGACGGUUUGACAUUGUCGCUGAGAACUGUGGUCCUCGCACCGAGCGGCGCGGCCGUGUUAGAGACCAGGCAAGAUGAUAGUGUGUUGUAACGGCUGCCAGAAGCCCAUCACGGGCAAGUUCCUGGUGACGGUGCUGGAGAGGACGUGGCACGCCGAGUGUGUCCGCUGCUCCGACUGCGGCUGUGCCCUCACCGACAAGUGCUUCAGCCGCGAGGGAAAACUCUUCUGCAGACCAGACUUCUUCAGGCGGUUCGGGACCAAGUGCUCGGGGUGUCUGCAGGGCAUCUCGCCGCAGGACCUGGUGAGGAAGGCUCGUGACCGCGUCUUCCACCUCAAGUGCUUCACCUGCUGCGUCUGCCGAAAGCAGCUCUCCACCGGCGAGGAACUCUACGUCCUCGAGGAAAACAAGUUCGUGUGCAAACAAGACUACAUGAGCGGCAAGUUAACAGAUGUGGUGUGGCGGGCGUCUCUCACCCUCCCCGCCUCCAUUACAGUCGACCCUUAUGUCAUGUCCGACGAGGAGGAGGAGAUCGAGUCUAUGGACACCGGGGACGCCUCGCUCAAGUCUCCGGGAUCAGACUCCGCCGCCCUGCACGCCCCUAACACACCGGCCACGCCCGCCACGCCCUCGGCCCCGCAAACCACCGAUCUCGACAAGGCCUCCAGCGUAAACUCCCGCGACGACGGCGAUGACGAGGACGAGGAUCUGGAGGCUGGAAAGGACGACGAUGACAAGAGAGUGGCUGAGGAGGAGAAGGGGUCUAAGCGACGCGGCCCCAGAACCACCAUCAAAGCCAAACAGCUGGAAAUCCUCAAAAACGCCUUCAAUAAAACGCCCAAACCAACCAGACACAUUCGGGAACAGCUGGCUAAGGAAACUGGCCUGCCCAUGCGAGUAAUUCAGGUGUGGUUCCAGAACAAGAGAAGCAAGGAGCGGCGACUCAAACAGCUUUCCUCCAUGGGGAUGCGCGCACACCUGUUCGGCAACCCACGGAAGCUGCGUGACCUACCCCUGGGGAUGGAGGACGGCUACGGCUUCUUCCCCGGCUACAAUGGCUUCCCCGGACAGCAGUUCCCCGGGUAUUUCGGCCCCCAGCAGCCCAUGGGGUACCCGCAUAUGGGUCCCGGCAUGGAGCAGCCCCUGCCCCCUGGUGGACCCAUGGGGGCCGCUGAGUUCCCCGGAAUGCCCCCGAUGGCCAUGAUGGGGGAGGCCUUCCCGCCCCACCCACCCAUGACCUCCCCCUCCGAGGAUGUCUCCGUUCACAGCGGCUCCGGUGGAUUCAGUGACCAUCAAAGUUCGGAAAUUCUGGCGUGGUAACCUGACAUCACGUGACCUCCGCCACCACCACCAUCACCACCACCAACAACAAAAACAAACGACAAACAAAGCAACCAAAGAAGCUGCCCUUGCGGAACUCUGUGACGUCAUAAGUCUGAUGUCACAAGAUGUUUUCCCGCUGUUUUUUUUUUCUUUUCUUUUUUAUGUUAUUAUUCAUUUUUAUUGUUAUUUUAUUCCUGAAAGAUGACCCGUUGAUUUUUUUGUUUUGUUUGUUAUUUCCGUAUGAAUUCUAAGGAAGGAAAGAAGGAAUAAGGAAGGAAAAAGGAAAAAGAAUAAACUAGAAACGAAGAAAUGAGAUAUUUUUGUGAAGUCGGUGCAAGUGGACAAAAAGAAAGAAAGCAGAAAAGAAGUAGAAGAUGGUGAGGAAGAUGGAGAAGAAGGGGGAGAAGGAGGGAAGAGAAGGAGGAGAAGGAGGUGGAAAAGUUAUAUUAUUAUUAUUAUUAAUCUUAUUCAGUAAAUGUCGUCCAUAGAUGUCAGUGUAAAGGGGAUGAAAAGAAAACGGGAAGAGGGAGGGAGAGGGAAGGGGAAACUAAACUACACUGCUCUCUGACUCUGAUUUAAUAAAGAGUCGGUUUUAUAAUUACCUUGGCAGUCACGUCACGUUUUGGUUAGUGGAUCCAUUUUUUCCAAACACCGCUGGAACAAGACGCGCCCUGUACGCCCCGAGGAAGGUAGGAAGAACGUGCACAGUAGCCUUUCACACGGUUUUGUAUGUAUGUACGGUGUAGUCAUGAACGUACGUAGAAUGGGUUCACACACACACACACACACACACACACACACACACACACACACACACACACACACACACACACACACACACACACACACACACACACACACACACACACACACACACACACACACACACACACACACACACACACACACACACACACACAGUAGAAGUAUCAUAGUUGGUAUCUUGUGUACGCGUUACUCGUGUGCAAGGCUACAUGUGUGCGUUAAACUAAAAGAUAAAGAGAAAAUGUCCACUUUCAGGUAGUCGUGUGUACUUACAGAGACAGCCAUGAACGUAAAGGUAAUAGAUAACCUACAAACGAGACUGUUAUUAUUAAUGAGUCGUAAAAUAUGCAUAAUCAUUUUAAUAUCAUUUUUGCAGCACUGAAUCUCAAGUUUUAUGACGUUUCAAUAGUUGCCGUAACAUUAAAAUCCUUCGUAAGAUAUUUGAUGGUAGAUUCUAAUGCGUUCAAGAAAUCAGAACCCUUUUAAUUCCUAUUUAUGGCAUCUGAUCCUAAGUUUAUGAGCAUUCGGGACUUGGAAUCGCCGGGAACCUCUUCAUAACUUCAAAACGUUCAUGGCUUAAGUUCAAGUUUCAUGACUCGAAUACUCCCAAAUCUCUCUCUGUAAGGUGUUCGAUCCAAAGUUCAAAAGGGUUCAGGGCGCGGACUCCCGGAGGAUUGUCUACAGGGAUAACAUGGUACCUGCUCGAUCCUCCUUUAGAGCGUUGGAUCAUCUUUCGUCCACUUAAGCAAAGGGUUCACAUUCCUGAUAUACAUAUAUAUAUUGCUAUGAACUAUUUAUAAGGCUUGGGGAGGGGACCAGGGACGGGUGGGGGGGUGUAUAUAGAUGUACAGUCUGUUGUAGUGCAGGAUAAAACAAACAACCCUUUUUUUUCUUUUUCCAUUUUUAUUAUGAUUAUUAUUCAUCUGUGAGUGUAGAUAGAUUUCCCAAAAGUUUUACAGCCGAGUGUACUAUUACUGCUAUUAUCAUUACUAUUAGCUCUUACGUACAAGUUUUUUUUUUUCUCAUAUCUUUUUUUCAUUGGAAGCUGUUUCAUCAUUGUUUUGUUUUUUUGUUUUUUUUUCGUUAUUUUCUUUCCAAUUUCUCGUCUACGAAAUAAUUAUGUACUGACUCGGUUUGGCGCUUCGAGUAGUAACAGUCGCGGAAUAUAAGAAUCACUAACUUAUGCCUAAGGUGUUCUACCGUACUGAUAUUAUGAAGUUAUGACCCGUCCAGUGCCUCGUGGCGUCCCCGUGGCGUCACCGAGGGCUGGGUGGCGCCGAGAGGAAAGAAAACGCAUCCUUGUUUCCCUUACAUCUCGUGUUCUAAACAUUUCUUAUUUUUUUCCGUUUCAUUGAGUUUUCCUUUAAGUGUAUGAGUGUAAUAACGACCAGUGCUUCAUUAAUGUAUAACACUUGAGAGGCUGACGACGCCAGCAUCACCAGCAACCUUGAGAAAAGUGAACAUUAUGAAAAAAAAAAUUCUGCCCGGAGGUGAGAGAAAAAAUAAUGUUUACGAAUGAUCUGCCCGGCACUCCACUCUGGCGAGGUUGAUGACUAGCAAUUACACGCUAUAAAUUCCUGCUAUCUCAAGCCUCCCAGAUGAAUGGCGGAGUUUGCAGGACGAAAUGGAAGAUAAUUAUUAGCUUCUGAACUUUCUAAGCAAACGUUGGGGAUGCGUUCAGUCCGCGCAGCAAUAGCUUAAUAGGGGCAAUUACAAUGACAAUUGGCUAACUUUUCCAAGGUUCCUGGUGUGUGCUGCCGAGGGAAACAGUAGCCCGAGGGACGCGAGUGGGGAGAUACUGCGUGCCUCUCCUCCUCCUCCCUCCUUGGCGUGCUCUUCAUUACGGCUUGUUUAUUUGAUUUUUUUUUUACAUAUAUUUUUCUGAUUAUAUGUGAAUCUGUGAUAUCAAUUAUUUGUUAUAUCUCCAGUGACACUUUUUUUGUAAUAAAACUAACGAAAUGAA